ACGGGUGUCGGCGUGAACGUCGCUGAGCUGUGAAUGGACAUUAACAGGGAAUGUAAUGUCGCUCGCCCACUGCCUGGUUUCUUCAGCCAUUUAAUCUCUGCAACGGAAGCCGGGUGUUGAUGAGUGACAGAGGUGAUGUGAUGGCAGAGCUAGCAGGCAGGACAGAACCGAGCCGACGGUCUGCUGCACACUGAACCAGCUGGAUGCAACACGUUAGAGCCUAGACAGGUAGGAGUGGACAAGAAUGGAUUUCCCCAAUUGCACUGAAGGGGUGUUUGCCACAAGCUGCAGUGGUAAUGACUCACUGGAGACCACUAAACUCCCUCCCAGUAAGAUCCCGCUCACAAUGACCCUGUCUGUACUGGCUAUCCUGACUACAUUCUUCAACUGCCUGGUGAUCACAGCUAUCGCAGUCACGCGCAAGUUGCACCACCCGGCCAACUACCUCAUCUGCUCAUUAGCAGUGACUGACCUGCUGGUGGCUGUGCUGGUCAUGCCCUUCAGUAUUAUGUACAUCCAGAAAGAAACCUGGCUCAUGGGCCAGGUGGUGUGUACCAUCUGGUUGAGUGUGGAUAUCACCUGUUGCACAUGCUCCAUCCUGCACCUUGCUGCAAUCGCCAUCGACCGUUACAGAGCCAUUACUGAUGCAGUGGAGUACUCUCGCAAACGCACAGGGGCCAGGGCUGGGGCGAUGGUGGCAGUGGUGUGGCUCUUGUCCAUCCUCAUCUCACUUCCUCCUCUAAUCUGGCGGCACUACAGUGGGGAUUCAGAGCAGGAAGACCAGUGCAUCAUGAUGCACCAUCACAUAACCUUCACCUUGUACUCCACACUUGGAGCGUUCUACAUCCCCCUGAUGCUCAUCCUCAUCCUCUACUACAAAAUCUACCGUGCUGCUCAGACCCUGUAUAUGCGCAGGGAAGCCAGCCGGGCAAGCCGUCACUCAUGUAUGACCAAUGGGAGCAUGAUCCCGUCAUCCUACCCUGCUGGAGAAGGCGCCGACGAUGGUGGACCUCGAAGUCCGGAGCCAAUAAGUCCACCAGAAAAGUCUUUCUCUGAACCCUCAACUGAGGAACCGCCACGUGAACGGGUGCGUGCAUCGGUAAAGGUUUUCCAGUGCAAGUCGCGCCGGAACGAGUCACGUAGUGAGUCACGGAGUGAGUCACGGAGUGAAUCACGUAGGAGUCAGUUUUACCAAGGACCACGGAUCUCGGGCUCACGGGAGCGCAAAGCGGCAUCAAUGUUGGGGUUAAUAAUAGGGGCCUUUGUCAUCUGUUGGUUGCCAUUUUUUGUCAAGGAAGUGAUUGUCAACACCUGCGGUUCUUGCAGUACUUCGAUGGAGAUGGCUGACUUUCUGACAUGGUUGGGCUACCUAAACUCGCUGAUCAACCCCCUCAUCUACACCAUCUUUAAUGAAGACUUCAAAAAAGCUUUCCAAAGACUCGUUAGGUGCAGUAAUUACCUCUGAUGGAUCAAUUACGCACAAUCAUAACCCAUACUUUACAACACGUGUAACCAGGAGGGGACAAACUAAAGACUGGGGGUAACUGACUGAAUGCUGACUGAAUGUGCCUGAGAGACAAUAAUGAUUGACAACCAUUUCCAGAUGCUCCACCAGGAACUCCAACAGCCUAAAUAGCAGGAGCAGAGCAACGAGCUUUGCAGCAAAGUUCCACUUUGAAAUCCAAGUCCUGCUAUUAAUAGAACAGCCUGAGAUUCCCUUGAUGUUAAUUGGUGCGUUUGAAAGGACACUGACAUAUUGGUUUUUAGAAAAUGGGCCAUUGCUGACCUUUUUGAGGCCUGGGUUCUGAACAUUACUGAUCAACCCCAUUAAAGGGCCUUGAAAUAGCUGACCAUUAAGGAUUUUCCAUCUAAUGACCUCCCUUUUAUCUAGUCCAAGCUGCUGGCUAACAUGUGUACAAUUCCACAGCAUACCAAGUUGUGAUUUCCUGUGGCCAUGGCGUUAUAGAGGGUGACUUUUAUCUGACUGACUGUCGCAGUGAUUGUGAACAGAAAUUGUUGUUGAAUGUGAUAUGUAUUGAGCGAAACCCUCCAACAAAUAUGAGUUAUAUAUUUGUAGAUUGUUAAAGCUUUCUGUCAGGUAAUGGCAACGAUACUGUCUUAAUCCAUUUGACAAUCUGAAAGCGCAAAGUUAUUGACUGCCUUUCAACAUAAUUUAUCAUGUUUUAAAUGUUUAGGAUUAACAGCUAAGAAUGCCUUCAAUGUGAAUAAAAUGCUUUAUGAUCUUGGACCAAAUCAUACCAUUAAUAACGCAUUCUGAAUUAUAAAAGAAAGAAUACUUGGGGCCAAUAUAACAAUGGAACCUGUCUCAACUUUCAGUACAACAGAUUCAUUUUUGGAGAGGGCUUAUUGGGGUUACAUGUUCCAUAAGACACUGCCACUGUAAUUGAUGUUUUACACAACCUUUAUGUUAGUUUAAGUUAUUUCUUGGGAUAUUUGUUCAUAUGUCCUGGAGCCAUUAAACACCCCACCCCAUCUGACUCCCACGCCAUAGCCACCAUUAGGUCAAUGAAUUAAAGAACCACCAGUGCAGAAAUCCUCAUUGCAUGAAUCCCACUCAAGUACUUGGAAUAGAACUACUAUUUCUUUACUGCCUCCAAGAGGGUGCACGAUAUGUUGAUGGAAAUAUUGUGGAUGAGUCAUGUGUGAGGGUGUACUGUAUGCCAGAGCGAUAAAGUGUGUCAUACAUGCACAUACUGUACAUCUGACAAUAUUAACAGUAUUUGUAUACUGUUUCUGUCUUUGUCUCUCACUGUUUCAAUAAUCAAUAAUAAACAGCCCACAUAUGAAUGAUGUUCUUCUCUGAGUUACUGAUCAUUUCCCUGAGUGAAGGUUUGGUACGUGAGUGCUAUGAGUAGUGUGUGUAUGGAGAGAUUGAUAGCAGUUAUAACAUGCAUGAUAACUCACUGAUAAGCUGUAUGUGUAAAUGAACAUUAAUAGGAUAUACUGCAACCCCACAUUUCAGUCUGCCGACUGUUAAAUAUUUAAAGAUAUUUUCCAUAUUCUGAUAUGAUGACGCCCCCUUGUGGCUGUCAGAAAGACUGCGGACUUCCCAGUUGGCUGUGAUGAACUGCAUCACUGUCUUUCACAGCUUCAACCUAUGGCUUCAACACAGACAUUCAUGGAUCUGGAAAUAUGGAAUCGUUUAUUUGGCCUCAUUAAUUAAAUAAAUAAAAGUAAUGAAAAAAAUCUGCAUUCAUGUGUCACAGAAAAAAAUAUUCUAAAAGAGGACAUACAAUCAGAAACUAAAUGCCUGAAUUCACUUUAGCCCAUAUGGGUUUACCCAGCAAUUCCCAUCAAAGCCUCUUCUUUUACCUCUAUCUUAUCAACCUUGUAACCAUCAUGUCCGAAUGCUGUUGUCUAUUUUGAAAAUGAGGGAAGAAAAUGAUCCCUCCUUCAUCAAGGCACCACGUUCUGGAAAAGCUUACAACCAGUGUGCGUCACGAGCAACAACGACGAAAACAGGCUUCCCGUUCUUGUGUAUUGCACUGUGUUCACUGGAACAUGUGAAUUACUACUUUCAGCACAAGUCAGCGCAUUCUCUCUUUCUCCUGUAAGGCAAAUUACACUACAAUACAUUACAUGUACUGUAGUGUAAUGUUAUAGGUAUUUGAGGCAAUGCUCUUUUCUGAUGUUUUGUUACCAGUAAUAUUUUAAUUGACAUACAUUUUAGAGACAUUUAAAAAAAUGACUCAUUAGAGAGAGCUUUGAAAACCCUCUUUCACAGAAGAUCAAUAUGCAAAAGUCAAACUUUCCUCUCUAUAUAGUUUGUUCAAGUUUUGCCAAAUUUGCUGUACACCUUUCACUUGAACGUGUAAUUGACUAACUAUUUAUUUUUAAAAGUUAGCAAAAUGUUA
This is a messenger RNA of Anarrhichthys ocellatus (wolf-eel), 3875 nucleotides long. It is a transcript of the gene htr1fa, whose product is annotated as 5-hydroxytryptamine (serotonin) receptor 1Fa. Gene Ontology annotation, cellular component: plasma membrane. The coding region runs from base 245 to 1465 and encodes 406 amino acids. Lineage: Eukaryota; Metazoa; Chordata; Actinopteri; Perciformes; Anarhichadidae. The record is from RefSeq and is a predicted model, not a curated record. The transcript is spliced from 3 exons. Gene Ontology annotation, molecular function: G protein-coupled serotonin receptor activity. Gene Ontology annotation, biological process: adenylate cyclase-activating adrenergic receptor signaling pathway; positive regulation of MAPK cascade.